UUCAACAAAAGAGUUAGGUUAAACAAGAGUGUGAAGAGAUCUCAUCUAUCAUUUAACAAAAUCUUUUUGUUAUGGUCUAGACUCUAGAUUGACUAGAUCUAUAUAAUACUUGAGUCUAAUCUAGAUCUACAUUGAAAAUCUAUUCUAUAGAUCUACAAUCUAGAUUUCUUUAUUCAGGAGUUUCUUUUUUUUUUAAUAAUUCAAAAGUUUUGAAAAAAGAAACAAAAACAAUCACCAAUGCCAAUGGCCUUGCGAUCGCAAAUUCAAAAUAUUUUAGUUAAUAAGUUUCUUAAAGUGAAUAGUGUGCCAGUAAGAUAUCGUAAGCCUAAAUGGGUGCCCUUAGCAAAGUCAAAAGAAUUCUAUGUAAGAAAACCCACUCCAAUUGACCCAGAAGAAUAUUCGAUGCUUAAUUUUCGUUACAGUCAAUACCGUGCUGAAGUUAAAAGCAUAAGACAAUUUCUCCAUGAACAACUAUUGAAUAAACAAGAGAAUUUGUCAGUGCAGCAAGUCUCAGAUGAUGCCCAUGAUUUAAUGUCAAUGGAAGAACAAGUACUUGAAUGGAACAAAAAAGUUUCAGUGACUAGAAAUGCUAGGCUGGCAGAGGAAAUGAAACUAGAAGAAGAGAGGAUUCAGCAGAUUGAAAAGGAACGAGCAGAAAGAAAACUACAAAAGAAAAUUGAAGCUGAAAAAAAAUUAAAGAAAAACAUUGCUAUGUCAUCAGAGUUCAUCACCAGUAUUACAGCAGACAAAUUAGAUGCUGAAAUAGAGAAGCUAUUAGACAGUAGGAGUGAUUACAAUUUUGCUAUCACAAAAUCUGGAGAAAUUUUGAAAGGAGAAUUCCCUCAGAAACCAACCACAUCUAAAUAAUAAAACACCAAUUUUAAAAUUGCUUACAAUUAUUACUAUUAUGCAUUAGAAAUUAAAUUGCUUACAUGUUAUCUUAUAAA
This is a messenger RNA of Biomphalaria glabrata, 947 nucleotides long. Its product is annotated as 28S ribosomal protein S26, mitochondrial-like. The transcript has 4 exons. NCBI's taxonomy places the organism in Eukaryota, Metazoa, Mollusca, Gastropoda, Planorbidae. The record is from RefSeq and is a predicted model, not a curated record. Gene Ontology annotation, cellular component: mitochondrial small ribosomal subunit. The coding region runs from base 238 to 867 and encodes 209 amino acids.